Molecule: messenger RNA, 5835 nt
Organism: Mesorhabditis spiculigera
Lineage: Eukaryota; Metazoa; Nematoda; Chromadorea; Rhabditida; Rhabditidae
Source: the annotation of a GenBank genome assembly
AUGAGGAAUGAUAUUGCUACCAGAUGGGCCUCCAUUCUCCAACGAUUUUCUGCUACACUCCUUAUCUUGGGAAUAGCUGUAACGCUCUGCAUGCUAUUUAUCAGCCUGUUCUUAAACUAUUUCUAUGAAGAGCCAUUUUUCUUGGAAAGAGUUGGUACCCCCUCCUGCUGGUUUGCCCUACUGUCCGUAUUCGCUUGCCUCCCUCUAUUACUCCCAUCCCCGUCCUCAUUACUCCUUAUGGGAACCACCCAACUUGUCUCCUGGCGCCUCUCUGGCCUUUUUCUCCGUCAAUUUGGUGCUGUUUUUGAGGUGCUAAUGGUCAAUGUUAUCUUCUUGCCCCUGUAUUUCUUUUACAAACAGAAGGGUACUUUACUGGCAAGUUCCUGGAAUCCGUUGGAUAAGUUAAAUGGAUACCAAAGGGUUCGAUCGAUAGUCGAAGAGCGUUAUGUCUGGAUGUCUCACUUCUUCUGUAAUUCCCUGGCCUUGGCGGUGACCAAGCUGAAAGUCGUCUUCCUUGGCUUGUUCGCGAUUCAGUUUUUGAUUGUCUUAAUUCUCCUUUUCGGUCAAAUCUCCGCACAUUUUAUAUUAGCUCGUCGAGUGGAAGUAUCGAUCGAUAAUGGGACUGUUGAAUUUUUCGCGAACCGGGAAACAAGCCAAGGAUUUUGGUUCAUCUUAUUAGUAUUAUUUUCGACAGCUAUUGUUAUCGGAUUGGCCGCGCUUCGGAAUUUGGUGUUGUUGGGAAUCCUGAUCAUAACGCUUCUGAAUUCGGUGGCCACCACGGGAAUUGUUAUUAUGGGUACAUUCUCGCUGCGCGCCGACGAGGCUGUGAUCUCAUUAUUUUUCGUGUUUCUUCAUGCUUUUGAUACCAACUUUAAAUAUUGUCUGUUCUACAAAGGUAGUCGUCGAGGUUCCAGAGCGUCCAGAAGUUUGGCCGCUUUUCAUUUGGCUAUAUCCUCCCUAGCUGCACCAAAUUUAAUUAUAAUCUUAUUUUUAUCCACUUUGCUGCUUGGGACUGGGAAUACGAUAUACGCGGUGCUGCUAUUUGCGUGUAUGUGGGAUAACUUGCUAUUGCUAUUUAAGGCCGGGUCAUUGCUUGCCUAUAUCGGCCCGACUGGCAAGGGAUGGCUGUGCCAAGGAGUGAUGGGUAGCGGCUUUAAUUCGGAGGGUACCGACAAGGUGUUGUCGGUAAAUACCGGCGAUCCGUCGCGUCGGUUGAGUUCUGUAAAUUAUCCAGGAAUGUACAAAAAGCGUGUAUCGCUCUCGAUAGCACCAUCGGCACGUCGGGCUUCGAUGCCGGUGGUUGCGUUGGCAAAUUCGAGACAAGGGACACCGGGGAAUAGUGGAAGGAAAUUCUCAGCGAAUAUCUACCAAAAUAAACGCGGUAUGUCUAUCGAUGGCGCUUCUCUCCCGGGCUCGCGUUCUAUACUACGCCGUGAACCUCUGCUCUUUUCACAGCAAUCUUUGAAUUCACAGCAAUCACAAGGCAACGCUCGUUCCAUGAACGAAAGUGCGGGGAACAGCAGUCUUGGAUGGGGGCGACAAUGUUUUGGUAGUGCGACGGAUCCUGACAACUGUCCCUACCUCUACUAUGCCCCGGCUCUACCCCACCUCUACUUCGUGGCCUCGCUACCAUUCCAGUACAUCGCGUUCCGCAUGAACAAACGGACGCCGCCGAGUAUUCCGUUAAAAAUAUGGGCAAGGAUGUUCCUGUUCAUGUGCCUUAUGAUAAUCACGAUAGCCGAAUCGGCUGAUGAAUAUAUGGCCUCGGCGAAGCUGUUUUCCCCGAGAAAUACGUUGAAUGUGAUUGCGAUUGCUAGCUGGACCCUAGCAGUGUUGUCGAUUUUCACUUCGUUCAGCGCUGGAAGGAGAUCGAAUGGCUAUGUGGUGACGUAUUCGGCGUUUCAAUUCUUUUUGUCGAUAUUCUUAUUUACAAAGGAGGUAAUUGAUACGCACCAUGUCGUAUAUUACGAAGCCGGACGUAUUGGUAUACUCCUCCUCCUGAACUUCCUAUUCUACGGAAACGACCUAACCGACGAGAAAGAGUGCCAGGCCCCCUACGAUCGCGCUGGAUUCUAUUCUCGAUUGAUCGUCUCCUGGUUGACCCCUCUAAUUGCCAAGGGAUACAAUAACCCACUAAAUCUUGAAGAUCUACACGAAUUGCCAAAAGGUGCAUCUUCUGAGGAAUUGAUCGAUGAAUGGGAUUGGAGGUGGAAGCGGGAGUGUGGAGAAAAAGCCAAGUCAACCAGCCACCCCUCAAUUGCAUCCGUUCUAUUUGCAAUUUUCAAGCCGAUAAUCUUGCCCGCAUUGGGGCUGCGCGUCUUUGGAGAGGCUAUGAAUUAUGUUAAUCCAUUGCUGCUCAAAUGCCUUAUCGAUUUUGUCAAUGAUGAGAACCCACCAUUAACAUUCGGAAUAAUGUGCGCAAUUGGAAUGUUUGCCAUGGCCGAAGUCAAAUCCCUAAUCAACGUCAAUACCGUACUUGCUCAACAAAAAGCGGCCUGUGGAAUGCAGUCCAUACUGUCGAACGCUAUCUUCAGAAAAAGCCUAAGAUUGUCCCCAAUCUCUCGCGGCCGUCAUACUGUAGGAGAGGUGGUGAAUUUCCUUUCCGUUGAUGUGGAAUUGAUCACCAGUCAACUACCGUAUCUGGUGGAAUGUGUCACUUGUCCUUUGAACAUUGCCUUCUCGCUAUCGUUGCUCUCAGUGUUAAUGGGCCCAACGGCAGUUUCCGGAAUUGCUCUUAUGCUUUUGCUCAUCCCGUUCAACUACUUCACUUCGGUGUUGAUCAAGAAACUGCAACUGAAACAGCUCAAGGUUAAGGAUGAGCGCGCGAAGAUUUGUAACGAGGUACUGAAUGGCAUCAAGCUCGUCAAGUUGUACGCCUGGGAGCCGGUGAUGUUGUUGAGGAUCAACAAAUUGAGGGAGCAAGAGGUCAACAUUCUACGCAAAGCGAACAUGACGGCCCGACUGGUGGACGCCAUUAAUGCAGCCUCACCCUAUUUGGUCGCGAUGGUCACUUUCACCGUUUUUAUCCUAUCUUCAGAAGAAAAUAUUCUGACACCACAGAUUGCCUUUGUUGCCCUAGCUAUUUUCAAUCAACUGCGCCUCCCCAUGAAAGUCUUUGCGCUCUUGAUCAACUAUGUUGUAAGGGCCCUGGUCUCGAAACGGCGUAUCGAAGAAUUUUUGGUGGAGGAGGAACUGGAGCAUGGCGCUAUUGGGCCGUGUACAGAUAUUGCGGAUGUGAUUCAAAUUGAGAAGGCCCGUCUAAAUUGGCUGGGCCCCCAAAUGCCGACCACGCUUACCGUGCCCUCAUUGACGGUAAAACGCGGAGAAUUUGUGGCUGUCGUUGGAGCGGUUGGCGCUGGAAAAUCGAGCUUUUUAAAUGCGAUCAUGGGAGAGCUAUGCCUUCUCGAGGGCAGCAUUAAUGUAUCUGGAGAGCUUGCCUACAGCUCUCAGCAACCAUGGCUCCGGAAUGAGACGCUGAAGAAUAACAUUUUGUUUGGGAAGGAGCAUAACUCGAAACUCUUCCGGCGUGUGAUAGAAGCCGUGCGGCUGAACAUUGAUUUUGAGCAGAUGGAUUUGAAGGAAUAUACAGAAGUUGGAGACAAUGGUGUAACACUUUCUGGCGGUCAAAAGGCUCGUGUUGGAUUGGCUCGUGCGCUCUACCAGGAAGCCGAUGUGUACUUGUUGGAUGACGUCCUAUCCGCAGUAGAUGCUCACGUCGGAGCCUCUGUCUUCCACCGAGCUUUAGGACGGGAAGGAUUCCUCCGCGGCAAAACUAGAAUCCUCGUCACCCAUGGUCUAAAUUACACGAAACACUGCGAUCGUAUCCUCGUGAUCAAGGAUGGACAAAUUGUGGAAAAUGGAACAUACUCCGAAUUGCUGGCAGCCCAAGGAACCUUUGCGACACUGCUGACCGAGCAUAAGAACAAACCCGAUGAACCUGUGGAAGAGGUCGAAGAAGAAGAAGAGGAUGAUGAGAUAUCAGAAGAGAUUGAACGUGAAAAAUCAUACCGCCGACUCCCGAGCGCUGUUUAUUCGAUUUCGGAUAGUUUGAUCGAGAUCCCGACAAGCUCUAAGCAAGAAGCUAUGGAAGAAGGAAGCGUCUCCAUGCGUGUCUACGGUGCCUAUAUGCGUGCUGCUUCCAUGACAUGGACUUCAGUCCUUAUGAUGUUCUUCGUGCUCCAAAGUGCAUUUGCCAUUGGUCGCUCGCUAUGGUUGGCGCAUUGGACGAGCAGUACAGAUGUCUCGGAGGCCGGCCAGAAUUUGGCCAUUUUCUCUGGGCUGGGGAUCGUUGAAGUGUUGGCGUUGAUUGGGACACAAGUGGCGCUGGUUAUCGGAUGUCAGAAUGCUUCGCUACGGCUUCACUCACCAUUGCUGCACUCCGUGCUCCGAUCGCCAAUGUCAUUUUUCGACACGACACCUGUUGGACGGAUUUUGAAUCGAUUGACUAGGGAUCUUGAAGUGAUCGACAAUCUACUCCCAACCACCAUCGGAGAAUUCUUGAACACCCUAAUGCUGCUGGUCGUUGUCCUAGUGAUGAUCUCAAUCGUCACUCCAAUGUUCAUGGCGGCCAUUCUCCCAAUCGGCUUGAUCUAUUUCUUCUUUAUGCGGUUUUUCAUCCGGGCAGCACGUCAGCUGCGCAGAUUGGAGAGCGUCAGGAGAUCUCCAUUGAUCUCCUUGUUUGGCCAGUCGGUGCAUGGAGCAUCUACAAUUCGAGCUUAUAAGAAGGUCGACCCUGCCGCCGAAGAUUUUGGACAUGAAGUCGACAAUUUCAUCCGGUGUCGCUUCCUAUGUGUGGCAAGUAAUAGUUGGCUGAGCGCCAGACUCGAAGCCAUUUCCGCGGCAACUACCCUAUUGGCAGCACUUUGUGGUGUUUUCACUUCAUACUACUGGAAGGGUCAAAUAACGCCAGCUGACCUGGGCAUGAGCAUUUCUUACGCAUUGAAUCUGACCGAGAUCUUGAAAUUCGGCGUACGUAUGAUGUCCGAAUUGGAGACCUACAUUGUAUCCGUGGAGCGUGUGGACGAAUAUUCGAGACUAGAGGCGGAAGCUGAAUGGCGUGAAAAUGGCCCUACAAAACCUUGGCCAUCCCGUGGAAAUCUACAAUUCCGUCAUUAUUCCACCAGAUACAGAUCCGAGUUGCCUCUUGUCAUCCAGGGAUUGACACUCAAUAUGAAACCUGGCGAAAAAAUUGGUGUAGUAGGAAGGACAGGCUCAGGCAAAAGCUCCCUAACAAUGGCCCUCUACCGUAUCAUCGAAGCUCACGAGGGUCAGAUUUUAAUUGAUGAUGUCGAUAUUUCAUCGAUCGGUCUCCAUGACCUUCGAGAAAAGAUUUCCAUCAUUCCACAGGAACCAAUCCUGUUCUCCGGCUCAUUCCGCUUCAACAUGGAUCCAUUUGAGCGGUACACAGAUGAUCAGAUCUGGGCAGCAUUGGAGACUUGCCAAUUGAAAAAUUACGUAACUAAUCUGCCCGGGCGACUUGAAGAGCAGAUCACGGAGGGUGGCUCGAAUAUGAGCGUUGGCCAACGACAACUCGUCUGUCUGGGCCGUGCCUUGUUGAGAGGCGGAAAAAUUCUAGUGCUAGACGAGGCGACGGCCGCUUGUGAUGUCCAAACUGAUGCGCUUGUGCAGCGGGCGGUUCGCGAUAAUUUCCCUGAUUCUACUGUAAUUGCCAUUGCACAUAGGCUGGAUACGAUCGAGGACUAUGAUCGGAUAUUGGUCAUGGAUGGCGGUCAACUAAAAGAAUUCGAUACUCCAAAAGCAUUACUGGAUAACCCUCAUUCUCUCUACCGUAGUCUUGUGGAGAAGGCCAAGGAGGAGGCCAAUUUCCACUCCGAA